GCAGCACUUGAACACACAGUGAGAUUUGAACCCAGCAGGGGGCAGCAGUGAGCGCCUUGUUUACGUCAUUUCUAACAUGGCGGCGUCCUGUGGCCGCAACCUGUGCAGAGGAUGGCGAGGAAAAACGGGUUUUAUUCUACGAAGCCCGCCUCCGGUUUGCUUACCGAAGGCCACCUUUCACACUUCCCCAGUCGGUAGAAACGGGUUUCUGUCCUCGCUGCACAGACGAGGCCUCCUGAAGGAGUCUUUCCCUGAAAACGCGGCGCAGGUGAACCUGCCUCAGCUGCUCCAUUCGGCCCAGCAGACCGUGUACUGCGGCUUCGACCCGACCGCCGACAGCCUGCACGCCGGACACCUGCUGCCGCUCAUCGGCCUGCUGCACUUCCGCAACGCCGGGCACCACGUGAUCGCGCUGAUCGGCGGAGCCACGGCGCGGAUCGGCGACCCGAGCGGCAAAUCCAAGGAGAGAGAGUGCCUGUCGGCUGCCGUGGUAGACAGUAAUGCCAGAUCCGUGCUGGAAAGCUUGCACCAGAUCUUCACCAACCACGAGCUGUAUUUCUGUAGCGAUCCGCAGAGACUGGGCUCCGUGCGCGUGCUGAACAACGCCAGCUGGUACCGGGACCGGAACGUGGUGGAGUUCGUGGCCGAGGCGGGACGCUAUUUCCGCAUGGGCACUCUGCUCAGCAGACACAGCGUGCAGUCCCGCUUAAAGAGUGCCGAGGGCAUGAGUCUAAGCGAGUUCUCCUACCAGCUCUUCCAGGCCUUUGACUUCUAUUACCUACAUCAGGUGCAUGGCUGCAGAAUACAGCUGGGGGGCUCAGAUCAGCUGGGGAACCUGAUGUCCGGCCAUGAGUUCAUUCACAAAAAGACAGGAGAGGAAGUGUAUGGACUGACAGUGCCACUGUUGACCACUUCAAUGGGUGAUAAGCUGGGCAAGACUGCAGGAAAUGCUGUAUGGCUGAACCGGAAUAAAACAUCUCCCUUCGAGUUCUACCAGUAUUUCCUCAGACUGCCAGACAACAAUAUAGAACAGUACCUGAAGCUGUUCUCCUUUCUGCCACUGGCUGAGGUUGAGAAGGUGAUGGAGCAGCAGCGGCAGGAUCCAGGCAAGAGAAUAGCACACAAACGGCUUGCUGCUGAGGUAACCAAGCUGGUUCAUGGCAAGGAGGGGCUAGAAAGUGCCAAACGAUGCACCAAUGCUCUGUACCACAGCAGCAUUGAGGCUCUGCAGCAGAUGGAUGAUGCUGAACUGAAGGAGUUGUUCAGAGAAGCUUCAUUUCAGGAGUUCUUUCUAGAGCCAGGUACCACAGUACUGGAUGCCUGCCGUCGGAGCCAGGCCAUUCCUGAAGGACCCAGAGGGUAUCAGAUGAUAACUGAUGGUGGUGUGUGGAUUAACCAUCACAGGGCCUCAAACCCUGAGCAGGUACUGGUCCCAGAUCAGCACAUCCUCUCAAACGGACUCAGUCUGAUCCGAGUGGGCAAAAAGAACUUCUGCAUCAUCAAGUGGCUGAGCAUGUGAUUCACAUCAUAAAUAUGGAUAAAUUAGGAGUGUGCACAAGUGAAGUACUGGACAUGUACUCCUAGCACGAGCCACACACAGAGUGGAACCACAGGGCUACAGAUCAGUGGAUUUUGUAAGGCAGGAGGAAGAGACCAGCUACAAGGAGAUGUGUUGCAGAAAUAUAGAUGAACUGCGAAAACAUCCUAUUAAACACUGCAUCAUGUGUGUACGCACACAUGCAUGACUGUGUUUGUGAGUUUUGUUUCAGAAAUUUUAUACCAAACAGGUAAAGCACCAGGAAAAUGGUCAAGCUUUUGGGUGAUGGUUUUAAAGUGCAGUUCUACAUUCUACCACAAGAUGUCAGUCAAGUGUUUUUUUUUCUUGAUGCUUGAACAUUUUGAACUUCCUUUCCUCCAAGUUUCAUAAAUUAGAGAAAUCCCUGUCCUGCAUAUUUUGGUGUUUGCCCUCCUGUCCCUCACCUAGUGCAGGCUCAUUAGUUGAAUCAGGUGAGCUGGGACCAGGGGGAAAAAUAAAACGAUAUAUGAAGGGUAUUCCAGGACCAGGAUUGAGAAAUACUACAUGAGGUAUAUGAAGUGUAGUACAACUUUGUAAGUUGUGUUGGUGCAAUUUAACUCAUUUACAUAUUUUUCUUCCUCUUUAAGUGAUUUGAAUUGCAAGUUAUUGUUACACUUAAUAUACCAUAAAUGCAAGAUAUCUCAGACAUUCCCACUUCUGAAAUAAAUGUUAUACCGGAAUGAGGAAAAACAUUUUCUCUUCAAAUUGUGCACAUGUUAUCAGGAACUUUAUUUCAAAUACCCAGGGUGAGUGGAUAUGGAUUCACGUCAUUCAUUUAUUUUGAAAGACAGCAUUAUUGGAAUUGCCAUUUGCCAAUCAUAUAAAAUUGUGAAAAUUAGGGAAAUAAUUUCCUAGCAGGAACUGCCUCAGGAGGUUAUGCAACUGAAGGACAGUCAUAAGAAGAAGAAGCCAGAUAUAGUCAAAUCGUAACCAGAAUUAAGGGGGAAAGUGCUGUGUGGUUUUGUUGCAUUGUUUCCCUCUGACCUGUGCUUGUGUGAUUUAAUCAGAGUAGGUUCGUUCCUAGAAGUGCUGACUUCUCACCUCUAGAAACAAGCACGACUGCUUGAACCGUGGACUCUCUGGACCACUGACAUCUCCGAUCGUGUCAUGUUUUACCUCCAUGUAGUAAUGAGUCAUUCAGUACAACAAAAACAACAAAAAAACCCUUAUAAAAUACAUACA
Molecule: messenger RNA, 2758 nt
Organism: Pangasianodon hypophthalmus (striped catfish)
Lineage: Eukaryota; Metazoa; Chordata; Actinopteri; Siluriformes; Pangasiidae
Gene: yars2
Product: tyrosyl-tRNA synthetase 2, mitochondrial
Exons: 5
Coding region: 77-1519 (480 amino acids)
Biological process (GO): tyrosyl-tRNA aminoacylation
Cellular component (GO): cytosol; mitochondrion
Molecular function (GO): RNA binding; ATP binding; tyrosine-tRNA ligase activity
Source: RefSeq, a predicted model, not a curated record